CACAAGUUCAGCGGGAAGCGUCGGUCGGUCGGUCGGUCAGUCAGUCAGUCAGUCAGUCAGUCAGUCAGUCAGUCAGUCAGCCAGCCAGCCAGCCAGCCAGCACCUGUCACCAUGAACAGAGCAGUUGUUUUCGUGUUAGUCGUCUGCUGUGCGUUCUCAGCACUGUCAUUGGCUAAAGAUGAACAGCAAUCCAAUCCUGCAACUGUGACCCCUGCAAAGGAAUUUACACAACACCCCCUCCCCCCGAAGACAACCACCUCCACCCUGAAGACUACAACCACCACCCCGAAGACGACAACCACCCCCCGAAGACUACAACCACCACCCCAAGACUACAACCACCCAGGAACUACCACCACCGCCAAGACUACAACCACCACCGCCAAGACUACAACCACCACCGCCAAGACUACAACCACCACCCCGAAGACAACCACCACUGCCAAGACUACAACCACCACCCUGAAGACAACCACCACCGCCAAGACUACCACCACCCCGAAGACAACCACCACCGCCAAGACUACCACCACCCCGAAGACAACCACCACCGCCAAGACUACCACCACCCCGAAGACUACAGCUCCUCCUCCUGAACCUACUCCCUCUACCAACUUGACUGUAGGAAACUACAGCCUAAAGACAGACAAAAAUGUGACUUGCCUGAUGGCUCAUAUGUCAUUGCAGAUCCGAGUGGCAAGACCAAAGCUCAAUGGAACCUUCAUUGUUCAGCCAAAGGAUACCAAAGCUGUCGGAGAUUGUAAGGGAACCAAGGCCAACCUUACCCUUCAGUUCAAAGAGGGCCACAUCACCUUCAUGUUCAACAAGAGCUCUGCAAACAAUACUGUCUAUGUGAAUGCUCUGUCUUUCCACAUCUCCUACAUCUUCAGCAAAGGAGCAGCUGUGGACCAGUACCAAGCCAAGAACGACUCAGUGAGUCUCUUCUCUGCGAAGGUUGGACACUCCUACUCCUGCAAGGCUGAAUCAAUUUACAUGGGGGACGGACUGUACCUGGACGUCGAUGAGGACCGGCUGCAGGCCUUCAAUCUGACCAAGGCCAAUGACUUUGGCGCCCCUGAUGCCUGUCCUGCGGACCAGCCCAAUUACGGUGUUGCCAUCGGGGUGGGAGUGACAUUGCUGGUGCUCAUUAUCAUUGUGGUGGUGGCGUAUAUCCUGAGCCGCAGGAGGAGAACCGAUGGCUACCAGUCUCUGUGAGGUGGGGAGGGUCAGAGUGAGAAGAGGUCCCCCAGAGGUGAUGCAUGUUAUAAAUUAGUCAGGCUAUGAGGCUCUUUCGCAGGGGCUGAAGCACUGAAAACUAACCUUUCCUGUCCUUUAAUGCCUUUGUUUACCUAUCUUACUGUUCCGUACUGUCAAUUAUCUACAGUACAAGUCCCUGUAGUGAGCCACCUUAAAGAGCUUCAGUAUACAAUCAAUUAAUACGUUGACUUAUUUAUAAAGCUGUUAUAAAUGAAUUAAUUGGAGUAACACUUAGAAGUUGUAUCUAAGUCCAAAGUAAAAGAGAAAUAAGAAUAGAAAAUCACUAAAUUUGCUCAUUAAUCCUUCAAUUCAAGAAAGGCAUUCAAAUAUCAAACUUACUUAUAUAUUGGUCUUUCAAAUUCUGUCUCACUUUUUAUUAACCUUCUGCUUCAACGUGUAGAUUUGUUAUCUAUUCAAUUCAAGAUGUUUCAGCAGAGUCUGACCCACAGAGCAGCAGAGAUAGCUCGGAUUGACCAGACUCCUGCCAACAAGUAACCCGGCCUUGGACUUUAGAUUGAACUGUGAGUUGACGCCCUGUGUUAUAACUUUUUACAUUAAUUUAAAGCCCUAAAGCCCCAAGGUAUUAGUUGAUAGUAUAAGCAGACAUGCAAGUGAAUCAAAUAACAAAAAGUAACAUUCAAAAACGAAUUAGUUAUUUCAUUUUAAAAAUCAUGUAUUAAAUCAUUUUUAAAGUGACAAGAAAACUAAACAGGAAAGUAUAUGUUUGCUACUUUGAGAUUAAUAAUUCACAGUUUACGAAUAAUUUUAUUAAUUAACAGCUUUUACUGUUUCUAUUCCAGUUGCACACUUCAGACUCAAUACAAAACUUUUGAUCUCAACGUGCCAGUAGACAGUUUUUAUACGACAAUUGUUUUGGCACAAAUGUACAAGACAAAUGACCAGAGAAUAUGGUUCUCAUCAAGCCAUUGACACAGUAUUUCGACACUGGGACACUAAAAAUGAUGAUACACAUCAGUAAAAACUGACAUCCUGUGUAUUUGUGUAAUAACUGACCAAGAUGUCUCAUCAUAAUCAGUUCAGGUUAUGGUUUUUAUGAUAGAUAACUCAGUGACUGUAUAAAAAGAUUGACGCCUCUAAAAUCUAUAUCUCCCCCUGGUGGUGAUGCCAUAAAAAUAGGGUGAGAGACUGACAUUAGUGGUCAGAGCUGUGAUCAUGGUGUCAUGAAGUGAAAUAGUCAGAUUUUACCAAUGGUUCUACUUCCACAAAUGUUUUACUUCACUAUGUUAGCAUGGUGUCAAAUGUUUUGUUAUCCCUAUGUUGUUUUAAAGAUUCAAAUCUCGUGUAUUCUGCUAUCCAGGGAUUUUGUAUUGUAAAAUAAGGGAAGUUAACCAGUCACUAACCUUACUGGUGAUUAUUCAUGUAUUUGCAUUAUUAAUCAGCACAAAGGGAAAAUUAACAGGAUGUUAGUAAGGGAUUAUUUUUAUCUUAUCAACAUUAAUUGCACUGAUUGCUGUUUCAACCAUUGUCUUUUUAAUAUGUUAUGUACCUGAUGUUGUGUUUUCAUAGAAAUGUAAGGGUGUAGGUCAGUCUGAUGUGGAUUAAAUGUUUAGUGGGUGCAUACAUUCAUCAGAUCUUAAGAUCUCCUCUCUCCUUCCCCAUCAAGUCCACUCUGAUACACUUCACUGUCCUGGUGUAAUGCACAAACUAAGCUGGUUUUAUAGGGAAUACACUUUAUCGAAUAGAAGGUAGUUCUGGUGAAAGUUGUUAUAUCAAAACCUGGACUAGAACUAGCUGCACACAUGGAAAGCAUGAGGGGGAAAUAUUAUUUGUGUGAGCUGGCUUAAAACCUGCCUUUAAUGAAGACCCCCCCUACUUGUGUUAAUAUGAUAAAAAUGUGAAGUGCUGGGAAAUGACCGACUGGAAUCAAUCACUAGCCAAUCUCCAACUGUGUCAGCGUUGACCGCCAGCUUCUGCAGUAGUUUUACAGAGAGCAGUAGUGGGUGUAGCUUGUCCAAUAUCAGGUAACGCGGUGAAGUGAGGAAGUGAGGAGAAAUGAGGGACCUCGCUGCAUGUAAAGUUAUCCACAGUGUGUGAGCACUUUGUUCACCUGUUUGUAACUGCCUGUGCCAAUAAAGUUUGAUAUAUUCUG
This is a messenger RNA of Hippoglossus stenolepis (Pacific halibut), 3367 nucleotides long. RefSeq names its product CD68 molecule (gene cd68). Lineage: Eukaryota; Metazoa; Chordata; Actinopteri; Pleuronectiformes; Pleuronectidae. The record is from RefSeq and is a predicted model, not a curated record. Gene Ontology annotation, cellular component: membrane.